Scleropages formosus (Asian bonytongue) is the source of this 1526-nucleotide messenger RNA. RefSeq names its product cytochrome b5 type B (gene cyb5b). NCBI's taxonomy places the organism in Eukaryota, Metazoa, Chordata, Actinopteri, Osteoglossiformes, Osteoglossidae. Gene Ontology annotation, cellular component: intracellular membrane-bounded organelle; membrane. Bases 134 to 529 code for a protein of 131 amino acids. Gene Ontology annotation, molecular function: heme binding. The record is from RefSeq and is a predicted model, not a curated record. The transcript has 5 exons.
GAGGCGCGCUGUAGGCCGGGUGUCGCUUCGUGUCGGGUUGUGUGGUCGCUGAGCGGUCGUGGAAAAUAGCGCGUUCAGGGAUUUCGGAAGCCGGUUGCAGCUCGUUAUUCUUCGGUUCUGUUGCGUGCUGUCGAUGGAGAAGGACGGUGUGACGUUCUACACUUUGGAGGAGGUGAAGCAGCAUAACACGAGCACGGACAGCUGGCUCGUGAUCCACGACCGGGUGUACGACAUCAGCUCCUUCCUUGAGGAGCAUCCAGGCGGUGAGGAGGUGCUGCUGGAGCAGGCUGGGGCAGAUGCCACCGAGAGCUUCGAGGACGUCGGACACUCCUUGGAUGCCAGGGAAAUGCUCCAGCAGUACUUGAUUGGGGAGCUGCACAUGGAUGACCGGAGAAAGGAAAACAAGGAUGUGUUCAUUACUACAUCUUCCAGCACGAGCUCGUGGACCACCUGGCUGAUCCCUGCACUGGCGGUAGCAGCCAUCGGCCUUAUGUAUCGCUAUUAUCUAGUGGAACAGAAGUCCUCCUGAGGCCUGGCAGCUAGAGCUGUUCCCAUGCCCAUCUCUCUUUGUCCCUGGAAGUCUUGAAAGGUCUGACUGAAUGUCCCUCCCAUCAUGAGCUCCCAUACUCUUCCAUUCCCAACUGCAGUGAUGGGGAGGCUGAUCUGGGUUUCUUUCUCUCACUCUAACCUGUUCCAAAGCCCACUACAGAGAUGUGGGGUGAGAUGCACUGGAAGUCAGAGCUCAUUUUUACAGUGUCAUUUCUCUUUAUCAUUGGUUCCCUUAACAUGUUGAAGUUAUUUUGUUGUAAUUGACAAUUUGGACAAAGUCACAGUGGCGCAAGAGGAAAAAUGUGUCCUUGCUUGUCUUUUAUACAAAAAUCAAAUGUUUGUGAAUUCAAGAAAUAUUUGUAGUCCAAAACAUGUAAAAGGUGAGAAUUUUUAGGUAACCUGCUUCUAUUUAUUUUUUUUUUUUUUCUGCACACAUCAAAAGUAUGGGCUAAUUCAUCCUUGCAAGAAAAGUCUCAUGUGAAGUUAGUUAGCACUUUGUAGUUUAUUAUAAAUAUAAAGGAAAAAGUAUGAUUUGUUGCCGGAUGUUUUAUAGUUAAUGGCCUCAAAAACAACAUGGGAGAAGUGCUAGUUGCACUGCUCGGUGCUUCACGGUGAGACCCCCCCGACACACUAAAUUAGUUUCUUUGGAAUAUAACUUUCCACAGCAAGUGGUCUGCAUUAACUUCUUGUAAGUGAAGAUUCUUCUGAGGAGUAGCCUUUUGGUUUUCAAUGCCUUCUAUGUCAUGGAUUUUUUUUUUCUUUUUUUCUUUUAUUGAAUUGUGUACUCUUUAAUGCAGAAUUUCACCAUACUCCUUUCUCACAGUAACAUGCAUUUUUAAAAAUAUUUUGGAAUAUCUCCUGUUGUAAAUGCCCCUUGACAUAAAUUAUUACAAAAAUGUAAUGUUUCAAAAGUGGCAAAAGAUUUGCUUAAAGUACAUGUAUUUCAUUAAACAUUCCCUUGCUUUUGCAAUUAAAAG